Centropristis striata (black sea bass) is the source of this 6292-nucleotide messenger RNA. RefSeq names its product ring finger protein 144aa (gene rnf144aa). Lineage: Eukaryota; Metazoa; Chordata; Actinopteri; Perciformes; Serranidae. Bases 731 to 1618 code for a protein of 295 amino acids. Gene Ontology annotation, biological process: protein polyubiquitination; positive regulation of proteasomal ubiquitin-dependent protein catabolic process; ubiquitin-dependent protein catabolic process. The record is from RefSeq and is a predicted model, not a curated record. The transcript has 9 exons. Gene Ontology annotation, cellular component: Golgi apparatus; ubiquitin ligase complex; cytoplasm. Gene Ontology annotation, molecular function: zinc ion binding; ubiquitin conjugating enzyme binding; ubiquitin protein ligase activity.
GUCCCUCCAGUGCGGAGCAGCUGAUUUCCUACCGAGCACGGCAGCACAAACGGUGCAGAGGUAAACACGCCGCCCCCGGAUUUCUCUUUGCAACCAGAUAGCCUCUUUGCUUUUCGCAGGAUCAGUGUAGCAGUGACGCCCGAACAUUGCGCACUGCUCAGUAAUCGAGAUUAGACCGCUGUUCCGGUGUACAAACAAUCCUACUGUCAAGCAAAACAGAUAGCAGAGAGUCAGCUGCAGCCUGUGAUUCCCUCUGCUUCGCUUAUUUAUCUACGCUGCUUUUUUCUUGCUUUUUUUCGCCGAUGGUUGUUGGUGUUUCACCAGGGCCUGAUCUCAGGCGCUGUAGGCGACAGUAGCAGGUCAAAUGUUUCCACCCCGACGUUGGAGGGACACAUAAUGAACAUGGGCAUCACCCCUUCAGAGAUAUCCUCCUCCUCCUCCUCCUGCUCCUGCUCCACCACCUCCUCCUCCUCCUCCGCCUGACUGGUUGGCCACCUCUUCGUUAAUCCAAUUCAGGAGAUCAUCUUUCCAACCUUUUGCUGAGGUUACACCAUCAAGACGGCGCUAUCUCAGAAAGCCAGGGACAAUUUACCUUCAUUCAACCAAAGCACGCUCAAAUGUGAUUGGCCAAUACCACUCGGACUACAAACCAAAGCCUGUUUGAAUACCAAAAACUGGUCCAUUGCCUAAAGAAGAAGAGAUGUGUCAGUGAUUCUCGGUGGCGGUGAAGAUGACCACCGCACGGUACCGUCCCACCUGGGAGCUGGCCGUGGACCCCCUGGUCUCGUGUAAGCUGUGCCUUGGAGAGUUCCCUCUGGAGCAGAUGACCACCAUCACACAGUGCCAAUGUGUCUUCUGUACACUGUGCCUGAAGCAGUAUGUGGAGCUCCUGAUUAAAGAAGGCCUUGAAACUGCAAUUAGCUGUCCAGACUCUGCCUGCCCCAAAAGAGGACACUUGCAGGAAAAUGAGAUCGAGUGCAUGGUGGCCACGGAGAUGAUGCAGAGAUACAAGAAGCUUCAGUUUGAAAGGGAGGUGCUGCUGGACCCAUGCCGGACGUGGUGCCCUUCCUCGACCUGCCAGGCUGUGUGCCAACUAAAGGAAGCAGAUUCUCCUGCGCUGCCCCAGCUGGUCCAGUGCGCUGUCUGUGCCCUCGAGUUCUGCUCAGCCUGCAAGGCCAACUGGCACCCCGGACAGGCCUGCCAAGAGAACAACCUGCCCAUUACCUCCUUCCUACCAGGAGAAAACAGCUCUUUCUAUAAGAACGAAGAGGAUGACGCACCGAUCAAGCGAUGUCCCAAAUGUAAAGUUUACAUCGAGAGGGAUGAGGGCUGUGCACAGAUGAUGUGCAAGAACUGCAAACAUGCCUUCUGCUGGUACUGUCUGGAGUCCCUGGAUGACGACUUUCUCCUGAUCCACUAUGACAAAGGGCCCUGUCGGAACAAACUGGGCCACUCCAGGGCGUCUGUUAUCUGGCACAGAACACAGGUUGUGGGGAUCUUCGCUGGCUUCGGCCUGCUCCUGCUGGUUGCCUCCCCGUUCCUCCUCCUGGCCACUCCCAUCGUCCUCUGCUGCAAGUGCAAGUGCAGCAAAGGCGAUGACGACCCAUUGCCAACCUAAACACGCCAUCGGAUCUGGAGCGGAGAGCCGCUUCAUGGAUGGGCCAUGUUUUAUUUCCUUUUCACCCCCUUUCUGUUCUUCUCCUCCCACCAGCUUUGAGUGCUUCAUUUUUUUCCGGGCUGAGCCUGCAGCAGCCCCCGGCCGCUUUCAGGAUCCAUCGCUCUGCAUGAGAGAGGCAUGGUAGAAAAGCGACCCUGCAUCUCGGCCUGAAGAGAGGUGCAGGGUCAAAGGUCAGAGGAGGUCAGACUUGUCUAAGGACCACUGUGUUCUUGUUGGUGGUUUGGGGACGUGGAGGAAGUCUGGGCCACUUCGGGUGGUCCUGGUUACUGUGGUGUGGUAUGUCGGUGGGUGACUAUAAACAAAAGGAAAAGUCAAGGUUAAGAAUGCUUUUUCUCUUGUAUGGACAAUAUAAUGCAGGAGCCACCUUCGAAAGAACUUUUACUUUAUCGCUCUGUUUUUGUCGGUUUGUCGUACGCAACAAAAGCUUUCCCCCCACCACCACAGUCCAUGUAGCUCUACAGAUCAGUCAGUAGCAUUAGGUGUUCACUCAUGUUUGGUGUUCACUCGAUUUGCACACAGAACAUGAUUCCCACGUCAUGUUCACGACUGAGGUAGAGAUGGGAGGCUGUCGUCACUCUCAACUCAAUGUACAGCACGUCCUCUUGAUGAUGUCAAUGUUUUAUAACCUGUUGCUUUUAAUAGAACUGUGCUCAGAGUAGUGUCUAUGUGUUGUACUUUUGAGUGUUUUCCGAACUGUAAGGUACACUUAUUAAAGGGGAUUGCCACUCACAUUUAAAAUACACACUUACUUUCUGUGAUUAAAGUGACAAAGACUUGUUUUUUUCAACUCUCAGCUUUAGUUUUUUAACUCAUCCCGCCAGAUUCAUACUCUUAUACAUCUUUGUAAGAGAGAGAGUGAGAUUUUUAUCAUCUUGGAUCCAUAAAUUUCCCGAAAUUGAGUGGUGCUCCCCUUUAAGUUCAACAUUAUUUUAAAGUCCAUAAGAGGACUUUGUAUGCACAUGUUGUGGAACCAUUUUAAUACUACACUAAAAGAGAUGUCACUCCUUAAAAUUCUCAGUCCCCAGGUGGUGGUUUAGCCAAAUAGAAAUGAAUAGCCUUAAAUUGAGAAUAGCCAAAAUCAGGCAUUUCCCCCUGUGCUUUAAAAAGAGUUAGAGUCCAAAUAAUCCCAGGGAAAGCAUGUUUAACAGCAUUUUAACGCAGACAGUCAGUGAAGCCCUUUAUAUUCAGAUGAUUCUAUGAUGUCAUCCAUAUGCCACACUGUUAAUAGCCAUCCUGUAAAAACAAAAAACAAGUGGAAGAAGAAAAUCCAAUUGUCCUAACCUGAUGUUUUGUGUGAACUUGGGCCUGUAUUUCCUAAGCCUUUUCAGCAGGACCGCUGCAUCAUCACAGACGAUCUCAACUCUCAAGUCAGGUCCGAUCUCCCACUCUCUGAGGCUUAAUAAAUACCUGCCCAAAUUGCAAACUUGCAUAUGUUAGUGGUCCGAGUGUCGUUGUUUUGUUUUGUUGGUAGUUAGACCUCCAACAACAAGCAGCUAUUCCCUGCAAAAGGCGUCUGAAAAGCCUAUAGAGUAAAGAAUGUUCCAUUUUGGGGCACACAAUUAUGAAGCUGCUCUAUACUAUAUCACUUUAUCUAUGCAAGUUUGUACAUUACCAUUCUGAAAAAGGCUAUCGAUUGGUCAUGAGUUGGUUUAUAUAGUGAGAGCUGCAGAAUGUCACCAUAUAUGUGCAUAUCAUGGCUUUUAUUUAAUCAGGGAGAAACUAUCCAUUUUAAUUUCACCUUCGGUGUGCUGUUGUCUUUUUUUUGUUUUGUUAUUUUUAAGGUGUAUGAGCUUGAAAACCAGGACAGAGUUCGGCCAUUUUUUAUUUGUUAUUGUCUUCAUUUUUGGGCGUGAAUCUCAGCUUCACGUUAUGUUAAGUAAGUAAAGGAACAAAUGUGAAACUCUUUACCUAUAAACAAAUUUCAGCAAGUUUACCUAUGUUCUGUCAAAUCUCUUUUUUUUUUUAACUUGCAUAGCCAUUUUAAUGUUUCGAAUAAGCCAUUUACUACUGCUUACUUUCCCCUUCCUUCUGGUUGAACUAACCAGUCUUUAUGUAGCAUUUCAUAAGAAGUGUGGCUACAGUUACCAAAAAAAAAGAUCAAUAGUAAAAGUUAUACUGUGCAGGAUUCUCCCAAAAAAAACAAUGUAUAGACCUAUACAAAAAUUACACUGAUGACCCACUAGAAUUGUUUUGCAGAGACUCCUAUCUGCCGAAAAAACACAAAUAUAUGGUAACACUAGAUUAGGAAACCCAUAUUCAACAUUAAUUAGUUGAUUAUUAGCAUGCAAAUAAGUAACUCUAUAUUGGCUCUUAAUUAGUCAUUAUUAAGUAGUUAUGAAUGCCUUAUUCUGCAUGUCUUUAUUAUACAACCAGUAAGCCAUUAACUAAGAGUUUUCCCUCAAUAACCUCAGAAUUAUUGCUUAUUAUUAGUAGUAAGUAAGGAAGUUGUUGUAUAUGAUUUAUGAUCUUAAUAUGCUUUACUUUGUAUGGACUUUAUAAGUCUCUACAUAGCGGUGAACGAAACCAUGGAAACGGCAAAUAGCCACCUUCUCCAGACCUUUGACGUGAUUAAUCAAUUAAUCAAUUCGUCAACCAUUACUCUACAAAGCACUACACUUUGUUCCAAUGUUAGUCUACCAGUGACUCACUUUGUAGAGUAAUGAUUGAUAUUACAAUCUACCAAUCCUCAUCCAAAAGGAGCCACCAGACACGUCAAAGGUCUGGAGCAGGUGGGUAGUUUAUAACUACUUAAUAAUGACUAAUUAAGAGCCAAUAUGUUACUUAUUUGCAUGCUUAUAAGCAACUAAUUAAUGUUGAACCAAAUAUAUAUAGCGAGGCAAAAUGCCAAGCAGAUAAAGCUUGUUGCUUUCACUUUUUGUGAGCCGGUAAGGAGGGGCCAAGUUUGAAUGUUGUUUACAAACAGUAAGCAGCAGUUCCUGCAUAGUAUGCCUUUAACAACAGUAGCUAAACAGUAGCUAAUCUGCAACUCAUUCCAGUCUUCACAAAUUUAGCUCCAACAUUCAGUUCAAGAAUCCUAAUUAUUAGUAGCCUUACAUUUUGAGUACUUUACAUGUAGCCUGUGUUGCUUUCACUGACCUCACCAAUGUAUAAAAUUGAUAAUUUGGUAUCAAAGUCAGUCCAAUUUUCUACUUUUGAAGUUUGGUGCUUUCCCCCAAAAAUAGGUUAAAUUCCUCAAGCUUUUGUUGAUUUUAUGACAAUCGUGCCAAGCAGAUUUCCUGGAAGGGAUAAGGAAACAGAGCUGUCUACUGUAUGUGCAUUUUGACCAUGUAUUUGUAAUGUAAUAACCGUUUUUACAGGGUGGAAAAAUAUUUUAAUGCUUCUUUAUGUAAACGCUGCACUGUAUAUGGGUUUCAUUGUUUUCCUUCUUGAUAUGAUCUGUGAUGUGUGUGGUAUGGUGCCUGCUGUGUUCAACAGAGGAGUUUAGCAGCCGAAAUCAAUGUCUAUUCAAUAGAAAAAGUCAAUACAAACAUAUAUGAGAGAUUGCAACUGUACUUUAUAAGAGGUUUCACAAUGUAAUUCUAUCAGGGCUCUGAUAUCACCAGGAUGAAGAUUAAUUUCAAAUAGUGUAAAAUAUUCAUUUGAACACAAAACUAUCACCGUCAUCAAAGUCUUGAGCAGGCAGCAGUCGAACAAAAUCAUGGCCACUUCCAUUUUUUUACACAACAUUCUCCUUAUGUUUGCUGCCACCACUGAACAGGUAGAUACUGAAUUAUGCAACAAACAUAAAAGGGCCAAACAGCAAACAUUACAAUCAAAAUGACAAUGUUUCAUUGCAUAGUGUUUUCUAAACUAGAGGCUUGUCAGGGCUCCAGUUUAAGGCCUGUAAAACCACUUUAAGCAGAUAAAACAUCAGCACAGGUGUUGGAAUGGGACAGUUAAGGGCUUGCUUCUAAGAUAUGACCAUUAAUUGGGAAGCAAGGUCAAGUUUAUUUUACAAAAGCUCAAGAUCUACUUUGCAACUAUACUAAGAUCAAGUUUGGUUACGAGCAGCGAUUUAUAUUUUAUAACCGGUUGUGUCAAGAGAUGAAGCUGCAUGAUUUUUCUCUGACUUCUAUAUGUUAAAUAUUACAAUAUUGUAGCCUUUAAAGAUCUUUGGAAUGGUAGCGUUGUCACUCUGUCACUCUGGUUUUUAUUUUAGUUUGGAAAAAUCUGUUUUUGUGUUCAGCCAUAUGAUAUACAGAUUGGUCAGCCUUCCUCAGUUUGGCAGGUUGGCUUCAUGUGUCUGUUUCUUUCUUGUUAAUUUUUUUAUACGCCUGUUUUACAUCAUAGUUUGUUGUAUUUGCAUUAUCUGUUUUAAUAGGUGAAAUUUUCAGGCCUGAUUGGUCAAUUAAAUUUCAAUCAGUCACCUCACUAAGUGGGGUCUCGUCAGAGGAAAUGCUGUCUGCAUGCCAGACUUCUGUAUUUAGAGAUGAUAAACAAUUUCUCUAGUUUAUUCAGUAAUUGAAAGUUAAUUGACCUGGGUGAUACAAAGAUAUCAGCAUUGUAAAAUUACAUAUUUGGAUCAGUUCUGUACAACUUAGACUCGACAUCUCAGUAUAUCUACAGUUCCACUAACACUGUGACACCAGGUAUUAAAGGUUGUUGUUUUUUGUG